AUGUACGGGCUGCUGCUGGAGAACCUGUCCGAAUACGUGAAGGCUGUCUACGGUGAGGACAAGUGGGAUGACAUCCGCCGACAGACGGGCAUAUCGUCGCCCUCGUUCAGCGUCCACGAUGACUACGACGAGAAUCUGCUCAACGUGCUGGCGACGAAAGCGCAAGAAAUUCUUGGAAUAUCGGAGCGUGACUUUAUGGACCAGAUGGGUGUGUACUUCGUCAACUUCGUCAGCCAGUACGGGUACGAUCGGGUGCUGUCCGUGUUGGGCCGCCACAUGCGCGACUUUCUGAAUGGACUGGAUAAUUUGCACGAAUAUCUCAAGUUCUCCUACCCGCUGAUGCGUGCGCCCAGCUUCAUCUGUGAGAACGAAACGCGCCACGGACUGACGCUGCACUAUCGAACCAAGCGCAAGGGUUUCGUUUACUACACAAUGGGACAAAUUAGGGAGGUGGCACGUCAUUUCUACCAUAAAGAUAUGCAAAUCGAGCUGGUCAAAUCGGAUCUGCUCGGCGAAACAAACCAUUACACGUUCCAGCUGACGUUCGACAACCGGGCCUUCUCGUUGGCCACCCUGGCGAUGACGCGGGAGGAGAAGCACCUGCCCAUUAGCGCCUCGGUACUGUUCGAGAUAUUCCCCUUCUGCAUCGUCUUUGGGUCGGAUAUGGUAGUCCGUAGUAUAGGCAACUCGCUGAUGGUCAUUCUGCCCGAUUUACUGUCGAAAAAGAUUACGGAUUGGUUCGAGCUGAGACGUCCAUUGAUAGCAUUUAAAUUCCAAACGAUACUCAACCGCACGAAUAAUAUAUUCGAGCUAGUUACGGUGCAGUCCGUUAAAAAGCGGCCUGAAAAUCAGCGAAAAACAGAACUCGUUCUUUCGGAGGACGAGCCAGAGGAGGAGGUUGAAAGGCGCUUGCGACUUAAGGGGCAGAUGAUCUACAUGGAGAACUGGUAUAUGAUCAUGUUUCUGGGGACUCCGGUCAUGCCCAAACUGACAUCCCUUAUCAGUACCGGCCUAUACAUCAACGAUCUGUCCAUGCACGACUUUAGCCGUGAUCUCAUGCUAGCCGGAACGCAGCAAUCAGUCGAACUAAAGUUGGCCCUCGACCAGGAACAGCAAAAGUCGAAAAAGCUUGAAGAAUCGAUGCGAAAACUGGACGAAGAGAUGCGCCGGACGGACGAGCUGCUGUAUCAGAUGAUCCCGAAGCAGGUCGCCGAUCGGUUACGGCGUGGUGAGAACCCGAUCGAUACCUGUGAGAUGUUUAACAGCGUUUCGAUACUGUUCUCGGAUGUGGUCACAUUCACCGAGAUCUGUUCCCGCAUCACACCGAUGGAGGUCGUUUCCAUGCUGAACGCAAUGUACUCGAUCUUCGAUACGCUUACCGAGCGGAACAGCGUGUACAAGGUCGAAACGAUCGGUGAUGCGUACAUGGUGGUGUCUGGUGCUCCUGCCAAAGAGCAAAACCAUGCUGAAAAAGUCUGUGAUAUGGCCUUGGAUAUGAUCGAGGCAAUAACGGAUUUGAAGGAUCCCUCCACAGGAUCUCAUCUUCGUAUACGAGUGGGUGUUCACUCUGGUGCGGUGGUGGCGGGUAUCGUCGGUUUGAAGAUGCCAAGAUACUGCCUGUUCGGUGACUCAGUCAAUACCGCCUCGCGCAUGGAGUCAACGAGCCAGGCGAUGCGAAUACACAUAUCGGAGUCCACCAAGCAUCUGCUCUCGUCCAACUAUCGCGUCAGCGAGCGGGGUGAGAUCGACGUCAAGGGGAAAGGCACGAUGAAGACGUACUGGUUGGACUAUCGCGAAAAUCGUCCCCCGCUACAGCUGUUGGACGAGGACAUCAAGAGCCCAUCGAUCGAGUACAUCGAAGCGAGCAAGGACCGGCGCGUCAGCAUUCCGUCGUACAAUUUCGUACAGCAACCCCACAAGCAAUCGCUCGGCGGUCUCAGUUCGGCGGGGCUGGAAGAUCGGCGCGUGUACUCGCCGGUAACGUUCGAAGAUGUUGCACGCCGCAGUAUCGCUAACUCACCGGUGAAGUUGCACGCGUUCGGACCACGAGGUCGGGAAAAUCGGUCCAACUCGACGGGUCAUGCGUUCAUGCACAGUGUGUCGGACGUGUUCGGUUCGCUUGUGAACGAUACGGAGGAGUUUCUGGAGGAUCUGCAGCAUAGGAAUUCGCUGAGCAACACACUUUACUCCCCAUCCACCACAUCGCCCUGUCCGUUUAGUCCGCCGGCCCAACAGUUUCGCACCAAAUCGAAAUCAUGUUAUCAAGCGCAGUUUCUGGAUAAGGAUCACGAACUGCUAUCCGGUGCUAGCAAUGCGUUACUGCAAGAAGCACCCAAAAAACCUAAAGGAAUCCUGGCGAAAUCACAAACCGUCGAACAUGCAGCCGCUGCGUCGUACGAACAGAAGGCGAAAGUGCGCAAGGCGAAACUGGACGCGGUGAAGCACCAGCAGACCAAGGCACUGGAAAAGCUCGACCAGAUGGUGCAGGAAAUCUACGACGCCGAUCUGCCCGGCAUGUGCUUCGUCAAUCCGCCCGGUUCGCGGUCCGAUGGCAACAUCUGUCAGUCGAACAAUUGCACCCUCGGUAGCAGUAGCCGGCCGCAAGCGGUCCCAUCGCAUUCCGGUGCGGUACCGGGCCCGUCCACCGGCCCGGUACCCGUCUGCGAACAGCACGCCCAUCUGCCCCCGCGACACUGUCACGGGUGUGAACCGGUGGCUGGGCCCGGUUCCGCCCCGGGGAAGGUUCCACAGAGCAUGAGCUUUUCGCAUCCGAAAGAGCACAAGUGCUGCCCGGCGGCGUACGCGACGCACCACCAGAACGGUCGACACAAAGUGCACUCGAACGCCUGUCACAUACUCUAGAGACUGUAACACACGACAAGGAUCGUGCGCUCGGUAGCUCCCCGUAGUGUGUGUGUGUUUUUUGUUGGUCCUCGCGGUAGUAGCGCACGUACACAUCCACUGCAGCACGCCAUCUGUACAUAGUACGAUACGGUUUCUCGGUGGAAUUCGACAUCCUAGCGAGCACUGAACCAGUCGCCUGGGUCAUUCGGACGAAAGCUUUAACCGGAAGUCAAUAGGUGUUUUGUAUGUGUUCGUGUGUCCUUUAUAAUUUUACGUUUCUAACAGGUGUCUAGCAACAGCACGAAGCCACCUGACGUAUGUAAGAGCGCGCUGGUGUGCGUGGUACAUGUUGUACUUAAAGUAUUAUCGGCAACUUAACCCCGCGGGAGCUUCACUGUACACCGUACGAAUCAGAGUAACUUAAGCCGAGUGAUUGUUCUAGCGAAAUGUAACCAAUUGGCUGCCAUUUAGGGCAGUACCAGAGACACAACCAUGGGUUGGAUGCAUAUAUAUAUGUGCGAUGGAGUUUAUUUAUUAUCUAGAUGUCUUUACUUACCUGUUUAAAUGCCUAAAAGGAUAAUUACAAUGUAGAAAAGCGGCACAAACGAACCAACCCCUGAAGACAGUGCUCUAGUAGUGCAAUUCGGUACUUAAAUACAAUCGUUAACUGCGGUACUUAAAACAAUCGUUGAGAGCACUCUAAAUCGUCCAGAUCGGCACUCACUCACUGUCUCUCACUGUGUGUGAUGUUAAGUGAGUUAUUUCAUCACUAGGCUCUAGUCUAUCGCUACCAAAGUGGUACGGUGUUAAAAAAAAACAUUAAUGUGACGUUGUAGAUUUACACACCAAAUAGACAAAAUGUACGACAAAGUGACAGACAUCAAGAGAAAGCUAUACAUUCGUGUUGUACUGUAAAGAGUUUUACGAAAUCCAGAAUACCAGCAGGUCGUUUGGUAAUAUUAUAAUCGUUCGGUAACUUAUUAAAGCACCAAUCGCGUAACCAGGAAGUGGUCGGGAAAGUAUCUUACAUUCAGGUUCAAUUGACAAUAAACAGAUAACCCUCAUGUCCACCGCAUACUAGUUUCAGGUUCGAAGAGCAGCACGAUAAGGUACGCCGAUUGCAACAACCCUCCCAAUAACUUCACACUCCCGAGCAAGCAAACGCGGGGCGCAAGUCAACAGAACUGGCGCUUCCGUCGCGUCUUAGUGAUCGUCUUGGUGUUGUACAUACUUUGACAAUAAAGCAAAACUAUACGUGUAUGUAUGUUGAAGAA
Molecule: messenger RNA, 4118 nt
Organism: Anopheles moucheti
Lineage: Eukaryota; Metazoa; Arthropoda; Insecta; Diptera; Culicidae
Gene: Gyc88E
Product: soluble guanylate cyclase 88E
Exons: 11
Coding region: 1-2862 (953 amino acids)
Biological process (GO): cGMP biosynthetic process; nitric oxide-cGMP-mediated signaling; response to oxygen levels
Cellular component (GO): guanylate cyclase complex, soluble
Molecular function (GO): guanylate cyclase activity; heme binding; oxygen sensor activity
Source: RefSeq, a predicted model, not a curated record